GCACCGCAUCAGCCUCCAUCCUCAUUGCGCCGCAUCGCAACCGGGCGCCCUUUUUUUGGCUCCUGGAAGAGGAAGAGGAGGAGGAGGAGGAGGAGGAGGAAGGAGGAGCCUCCCGAUCAGGAGAUCCAAGCCAGCGGCCCUCGCCUCCUUUAUUUAUUUAUUGAUGCCUCUUAUUUAUUUGCCAUCCGGAUCCAGCCCGAGAACAAGCCCAGCAGCAUCCGCAGCACCUGGGGAGCCAGGAGGUUAUGCUCUUUGUCGCUUUAUCACAAUUCGGGGAACGCACGGCAAAGCUGUGAGAGAGAGAAGAAUUAGAGAGAGAUCGGGACCUUGCCUUCCUUGAGGCCAAGAUGCUUCGCUUCCUGGCGCUCCUCCUCCUCCUGGUCGUUUUCCGCUUCUUCCUGGACUUGCCUUGGAUCCAAGUCAUCCCAGCCAUCCUCAUAUUUUACUUGGGAUCCGGAGGGUGGAAGUUCCUUCGCAUCGUCGUCAAGACAGCCAAGCGGGAUAUCAUGGCCGGCUUGUCCCUUGCCUCGACCUGGGUGAACAUGUGGUGGUACAUGAAGCACGGCGAGACCAUCCCGCGCAUCUUCCAGCGAGUGGCGAAGAGGCAUCCGGAGAAAGCGGCGCUUGUUUUCCAGGGGACGGGCGAGACCUGGACCUUCCAGGACUUGGAGGACUACUCCAACCGGGUGGCCAACCUCCUCUGCGACAGGGGCUUCUGCUCGGGGGACGUGGUGGCCCUCUUCAUGGAGUCGCGCAACCAGUACGUGGGCCUCUGGCUCGGCAUGGCCAAGAUCGGGGUCGAGGCCGCGCUGCUGAACUCCAACGUGCGGCAGGACGCUCUGCUCCACUGCGUCAACGUCUCCAAAGCCAAAGCCAUCAUCUUCGGGAGCGAGUUGUCUGCAGCUUUAAAGGAGGUGCAGCCUUCGCUCGGGAAGUCGGUCCACCUCUUCUGUUCCGGAGACUUGAAAACAGAAAACAUCCCAGUCGGUGCAGAACAUCUGGACCCAUUGAUUCAGAAAGCCUCCUCCUUCACACCCAAGCCUCCAGACAAGGGGUUUCUAGAUAAACUGUUCUAUAUAUACACUUCCGGCACGACAGGUCUGCCUAAGGCUGCCAUCAUCGUCCAUUCGAGGUAUUACCGCAUGGCGUCGUUGGUGUACAAUGGAUUCCGGAUGAGAGCGGACGACGUGGUUUACAAUUGCCUCCCUUUGUAUCACUCCGCAGGGAAUAUUGUGGGGGUCGGGCAGUGCCUCCUCCACGGGCUGACGGUGGUGGUGCGGAAGAAGUUCUCUGCUUCCGGCUUCUGGGACGACUGCAUCAAGUACAACUGUACGGUUGUGCAGUACAUUGGGGAGAUCUGUCGGUAUCUCUUGAACCAGCCGGUGCAGGAAGCGGAACGGAAGCACCGGGUGCGGAUGGCGCUGGGCAACGGCUUGCGGGCCACCAUUUGGAAGGAGUUCACCCAGCGCUUUGGCAUCCCCCAGAUUGCCGAGUUUUACGGCGCCACCGAGUGCAACUGCAGCAUGGGCAACUUCGACAACAAGUUCGGAGCGUGUGGCUUCAACAGCAGGAUCCUUCCCUUCAUUUACCCCAUCAACCUGGUCCGGGUCAACGAGGACACGAUGGAGCUGAUCCGGGGACCUGACGGGCUCUGCAUUCAGUGCAAACCCGGGGAACCUGGUCAGCUGGUUGGUCGCAUCAAACAAAGCAAUCCGUUGCAGCGCUUUGACGGCUACUUGAACAGCGAGGCCAACUCUAAAAAGAUGGCCCGAGACGUCUUCACCAAAGGCGACUGCGCCUACCUCACAGGGGACGUGCUGGUCAUGGAUGAGUUGGGCUACAUGUAUUUCCGAGACCGAACGGGAGACACUUUCCGCUGGAAGGGCGAAAAUGUCUCCACGACGGAAGUGGAAGGAACGCUCAGCCGCCUCCUCAGCAUGACGGACGUUGUCGUCUAUGGGGUGGAAGUUCCAGGUGCCGAAGGGAAGGCCGGAAUGGCAGCCAUUGUCGAUCCGGACCACACCUGUGACCUGGAGCGUUUUGCGGAGGACAUGAAGAAGGCCCUUCCUGCGUACGCACGGCCCAUUUUCCUGCGGCUGGUUUUGGAAUUGAACAAAACAAGCACCUUCAAGUUCCAGAAGAUGGACCUGCGCAAGGAGGGCUACGACCCCAACGUGGUGAAGGACCGGCUGUAUUACCUGGAGCCGAGGCUGGGCCGGUACUUGCCUCUGGACCUGGAGGCCUACCGGCGGAUCCAAUCUGGGCAAGCCAAGUUGUAAUUGGACCGGAGAGAUGGACGGACGGCCACUUUCGGACACCGGGACCUCCUUCCUGGGGUUGCGAUCGGAAGCCCAGAACGGUUGGGAAGCCGGACAGUGAACGAGGGGCCGCUUUGGCCCCUUGUUUUCAUUGCAAUUGUACCGGGAACCUAAGCCUGGGGGUUUCUUUCUUCUUUUUUUCGGGACGGGGGACACACACAAGCGACUGCGACGUUUGCAUACCAAAGCAUAGAAAAUAUGUUGGCUUUGUUUUCUACUCCAUCGCAGAUGACAUUUUGCCAAAACUGAAAGCUCGAUUCCCUCCGCCAAGUUUCCUGCACUGCUCCGUUCCACCUCUAGGGGGCGCCAUGGUGCUUUCUGAUUGACAUGGACUGCUUUCCAUUAUUAUUAUUAUUAUUAUUAUUAGGCAAUGUUAAGAAAGUUGCAAUUCUUUCUUUUUCUUUAAGGGGAAGCUUUCUGUCCCCUUUUCUGGCUGCUAAAAUCCUACCCCUGGUUCUGUUGACUGGGUGGGCAGGGCUGGGAACAAACCUGCUUUUUCUUCCAGGGACACUCUUCUUUUCUACUUUUCAUAACUGGACAUUCUUUGUAUUCAUCUGUGUUUAUUUUCUCUAUUUUUGGUAAUUUAUUGCAGGGGGGGGGGUUUGAGAGAGAGAGAACAAAAAAGGAUUUGCUGCAAGAUGGUUAAUUUCCUAUAUAUAAUACUUAUAUUUGUUGCGGGAAUAUGGGUUUGACCCACGUGUGUUAUCCUGUUUUGGCUGCAUUUGCUGCACAUUUUGCUCUGGUGUCAUUGAUCACAGCAACGAUUUAAGGGUAUGCAUUGCCCAGUGCUGGGCGGACUGCCAUUGCUAUAAACAGGGUUGUGCAAUGGUCAGUGGGUUAAAAACCAAUGUUUGGACUUGGGAGGUCUUGCACUCCGUUGCGACCCCAUCAAAUUGUAUAUUGUUCCCAUAGUGUUGUGUCACUUGUUGCCACGUCUUGUCCCCUUUUCCCUCUGCCAUUUUAGGUCCCCAAAGAGGUCUGUAUGUUCUUCUCUUGGAGGCUGUCCAACAGAGGCUGGAUGGCCAUCUGUCGGGAAUGCUUUGAUUGUGCUUUUCCUGCACAACGGAAUGGGGUUGGACUAGAUGGCCUUUGGGGAUCUCAUCCUAUGAUUCUAGGGCAGGCAUGGGCAAACUUCGGCCCUGCGGGUGUUUUGGACUCCAACUCCCACAACUCCUAACAGCCUAUCGGCUGUUAGGAGUUGUGGGAGUUGGAGUCCAAAACACCCGCAGGGCCGAAGUUUGCCCAUGCCUGCCCUAAGGCCAUCUUCUGACCCAGAAGCAUUCUCUUGAUGUUUCACCUGCACCUGUGGCUGGUGUCUUCAGAGGUUUGUUCAGAGAUCUGUUGGAGAUGAAGCAAGUGGAGUGUAUACAUAUAUAUAUAUAUCUGUCGAAUAAUGUCCAGGGUGGGAGAAAGAAUUCUUUGUGUGGAUGUUGCAAUGAGCAAGCUUGAUUAACGUUGAGUAGCUAUGAAGCUGCAAAGUCAAUCAGUGAGGGUAUCUGCAUAGAGGUAGCCUGGCUGUUGUUGCCUAGAGUCAUCCUCUGCCUGGGAGGUGUUAACUGGCAUUUGAUUCCAGGGUUCCAGGAACCACUUUCUUCAAUACCGGUUUGAAACUGCAUCAAAUAGUCAGUGUAGAUGUAUUGCCUCGCCCUUUAUCGCUUCACCCUCAGGAGACCUCUGUUCUCCAUUGAGCUUAAGUAUUUGGUAGAUUUCCUUGGUGCCUCUCUAAUGGGAAAGCACAUUUGGACUCCCUUUUCCUCUUUCCCUUUCUGUCCAUCGGUUCCUGAAAUUAGGGUCAGGUGCCGAGUGAAUUGUCUUCCUGUUGUCAUUGCUUUCACUGCCUUUGAGAAGGGAACCCCACCAUUUGUGAGUGUGAACGGCCUCACUCUGCAUUAAGACAAUCGCCUGUCAUUGGAUGCAAAAAGGGAACUAUUGUUGUGUCUUCACUGCUACCUGAGUCCUGGAUGAUGCACCAUGGUGAGGGACCUGCACAUGUUUUUCUUUUCCUUUGGUGCAAAUGACCCUGUUAUCAGGUAGUUCUGCAGAUGCAACAAAGGGCGGGCUGUGUUUGCGAGAGCAGUAUGGUACAAACCGUUCAUAUCUGCCUAUCCAUGUUUUAAAACAGAACAAAAUGAGUAUAUUCACGGUGCUGCUACCACGUGGUCCUCAGUUGACGGACAUUUCCUUGAAUGCCCCAAGAGCCAAGAUGGUCCAUUUCUCCUCCUAAAUAUAGCAACAGACCUUAUAGCCUCUCUCUGCUUUGGUAGGAAACCAAAAUGCAUUUUGUUAAAUUGUAUUAGUUUCCUCGUCGUCCACGCUCUCCAAACGCCUGUCCCACAAAGUCGAUCUUCUCGGCCUUGUGACAUGAAACACCUCUUUCUCUUCUCAUCCAGGCCCAGAACCAUAGCUUGGCACUUCUCUUACAAUGAGAUGUGCAGUUGUGUGUAUCUCCAGAUGUUGUCCGUAUCCCAGCCAAUAGAGGGAUGCUGGGAGUUCCCACACACAUCUGGAGGCCUGCGUACCCUCUGCUUCUUUCCCAUAAGUCAUUUUGGUGGCCAAGACCCAGAAAGACAUAACCAAAACAGGUCAAAAAGGUGAACAAAGACUGUGCAAUAUUACGGACAUUUGUAAAGCUGCUCCCGCUGUUCUCGGAAGGCUUCUUGCCAUGGCACCCAUCCUGCUGGACCGUGGUUGGAUAUUGAGCCUCCUUUACGGAUCUGGAUGGUGGCAAGGAUCCCUUCCGUUGUUUUCUUUAUGUGUGUGUGUAUGCAUAGGGUGGGAAGGGAAUGGCCUUUUAUUUGUAAGCAAUGCUUUUUUUCCAACAUCUCAGGGAACGCAGUGCUGUCAGUGCGUGGUGUCUCCGUGCGUAACGCGUAUCCGUCUCUGGAGGGAGAGGAGAAGGUGUGCUUUGAACUCCAACCAAUGAAUCGUCUCCUUUUCCAAAAUGGCUGGGGGUGGCGGCGGGGGGAGCGGGACUUGUGCUUUGCCGCCGACACUUUCUCAUCCCGCAUUGCACCACGUUUUUCCGUUCUGUCCGGAUGUAAUCGCUUGUACAUUCUCGUGCUGGAGUUAGGGAACACAAUGGGAUCUUCGCGACUAAUAAAAUAAGAUUUCGAUUU
Anolis carolinensis (green anole) is the source of this 5434-nucleotide messenger RNA. It is a transcript of the gene slc27a4, whose product is annotated as solute carrier family 27 member 4. Gene Ontology annotation, biological process: long-chain fatty acid import into cell; very long-chain fatty acid catabolic process; response to nutrient. Gene Ontology annotation, molecular function: long-chain fatty acid transmembrane transporter activity; long-chain fatty acid-CoA ligase activity. Gene Ontology annotation, cellular component: endoplasmic reticulum membrane; plasma membrane; microvillus. The record is from RefSeq and is a predicted model, not a curated record. The transcript is spliced from 14 exons. The coding region runs from base 348 to 2279 and encodes 643 amino acids. Lineage: Eukaryota; Metazoa; Chordata; Lepidosauria; Squamata; Anolidae.